Papaver somniferum (opium poppy) is the source of this 957-nucleotide messenger RNA. RefSeq names its product serpin-Z3-like. The record is from RefSeq and is a predicted model, not a curated record. Gene Ontology annotation, molecular function: serine-type endopeptidase inhibitor activity. NCBI's taxonomy places the organism in Eukaryota, Viridiplantae, Streptophyta, Magnoliopsida, Ranunculales, Papaveraceae. The transcript has 2 exons. The coding region runs from base 1 to 957 and encodes 318 amino acids.
AUGGAAAACAAACCAGAAUCAACGUAUUACAUUCCAAGAAAAACUGCGACAGAAACUAGAAUCGUAAGUACAACCAAUUCAUGCAUGAAACUAGUGCAAGAUGUCUGGUUAAACGAGUCGACGAAGAACAAGAAUUUUGUAUUUUCUCCAUUAUCAAUAGACACUGCUCUAGGUUUACUUGCAUCUGGAGCAAGUGGUGAAACCUUGAAACAAAUAUUAGGCUUCCUCAACUCUGAAAGCCUCGACAAUCUGAAUUCUGCUAAUUCUAAACUCAUUGACUCGUUAUGUGGGACACGGAAGGAACCCAAACUUGCUUUUGUUAAUGGUGCUUGGAUUGAUGAAUCUUGUCCUAUUAAACCCACAUUCAAAGAAGUUGCCACCGCGGUAUAUAAAGCAGAAGCUGAAGGAUUUCAAAAACCAGCAACAUAUGAAAAUGCUCGUUCUCCAAUUUUCUGUAUGCAUAUAAUUUUACCUGAACGACGAUAUGGGCUUGGUGAACUUAUAACUAAGUUGAGUUCUAAUCCCACUCGUUUUCUGCAAAAGCAUGUCCCUCGCAAUCAUAGUUUGGUUCCGACAGGAGAAUUCAAGGUCCCGAAGUUCAAAAUCCUUUUUAAUUUUGAAGCACAAAAAGCACUCAAGGAACUGGGCUUAGUUUUGCCUUUUGAUCCAUCCAAAGCAGAGCUGACGGAGAUGGUGAAUAUUACCGGUAACCUUCAUGUUUCGAAAGUUUUUCACAAGUGUUUUGUUGAAGUUGAUGAAGAAGGAACUGAAGCCGCUGCUGCUACUGCUUUUGCGGGGGCGUAUGGGGCACGUGCGGCUCCAACAGUUGCACCACCUCCUCGUGUCGAUUUUAUGGCAGAUCAUCCUUUCAUGUUCAUAAUACGAGAAAUGCAAAGUGGUGCGGUGUUGUUCAUGGGGCAUGUCCUUAACCCUUUUUUACCUUUGUUAAAUUUGUGA